AUUUUCCUUCUUUUCAUUUGGAACAGCUCGUAGUUACUCGCGUAAUCACCAUCAGCAGUCAGCCACAGCAAUUUUCUUAGUAGUGAAGGAGAACGGCCGACGAGCGGAGUUGCACCAACAGCAGCAGCAGCAGUAGCAGCAAGUGGAUACACUUUUUCCUCCGUUGAACAUUUGUCAUACAAUCCCGCUGCCAAAAUGGCCCUGAGCGACGCAGAUGUCCAGAAGCAGAUCAAGCACAUGAUGGCCUUCAUCGAGCAGGAGGCCAACGAAAAGGCGGAAGAAAUCGACGCCAAGGCCGAGGAGGAGUUCAACAUCGAGAAGGGUCGCCUGGUGCAGCAGCAGCGCCUGAAGAUCAUGGAGUACUACGAGAAGAAGGAAAAGCAGGUCGAGCUGCAGAAGAAGAUCCAGUCUUCGAACAUGUUGAACCAGGCCCGUCUGAAGGUGCUCAAAGUACGUGAAGAUCACGUAGGCAGCGUGCUCGAGGAAUGCAGACGUCGGCUGGGAGAGGUCACCCGCGACCCAGCUCGCUACGGUGAGAUUCUCUCCGCUCUCAUCACUCAGGGACUGCUGCAGCUCAUGGAAGCCAACGUGGUCGUUCGUGGUCGCCAGGCCGAUGCCCAGCUGAUCCAGAACAUCCUGCCAUCGGCGGUGGAGGCUUACAAGAGCACUUCCGGAAAGGAUGUCGUUGUCACCCUGGACACCGACUUCUAUCUGCCAGCUGAUGCCACCGGAGGAGUCGAACUUGUUACGCAGUCGUCUCGCAUCAAGGUCUCCAACACCUUGGAGUCCCGGUUGGAGCUGAUCGCCCAGCAGCUGAUACCGGAGAUCCGUAACGCUCUGUUCGGUCGUAACCUGAACCGCAAGUUUACCGACUAAGCAGAGCUUGCAGCAGCAGUUCGCUUUAUGUUCGCUUCACCCACACACAGACGCCCCCCGUUUUUGUCUUUAUAUUUUCGCCAUUUUUCGCUCCGAAGAAUUUUCAGCUAACCUACAAGGAAAAAGAAAACAAAAAAAAAACACAUGUUCAACGGUAAGAUCUUUGAACUACUCUCAUUCUCCACAACACACAUUGUUAUGUGACGUUAUAUAUGGUCCAGGGUCAGUGUUCCACCAGACUUAAAGCUUAUACAACAGUUUGGAAUGCUAAUUUAGGCGGCAAUCGGGCCUCGAGGACUCCACGAGAAGGUCGCCUAUGUGUCCCUGAGGAUGACGCCUACUCAAAACCGUUUACUGUUGAUCGUACCCCAGAACCACAUCUGCUGGGAUUCUUCGUGACCUAUAUGGCGACUUUCUCGAGGUGCUCGAGGCGAUAUUUUUUCGCUGAUGACAUCAACGAAAAAAUUGAGUCUCGGUCCAAAUGCCAUCCUUUCAUCUGGUGCCGAUAGUAGGUUUCUGCAAUUCUUGUAACUUCUUUUUUUGUUUUUGUGAGUUAUUUUUCCUGAUUUUUUCAUUCAACUAGUUUGUAUUCAUUUGUUAUCUUUUUAAUUGAAAAUACUUUUAUUAGUGCUCUUGAGACAAGUUACAGAAAAAGAAAUGUUGUUUAGUAAGGGUAUUCAAUUACGAAAAUCGUGUUCGCAUAAAACAAUGUUAUGGAAAAACAAAUUGAUCGUUUUACAUUUAAUACUAUUUAGAGCAAAAUCAAGGUGAAAACAUUCCUUCGUCAGGUUUAAAUUUGGCACGGUUGCAAUACAAACAAAAUGAUUUCUUUAUUUUCUACUAAGCAAGACUUCGGUUUGAUUAUGCUUCCAUUCCUCUAAUUCAGUGCGAAAACAGUGAAUUUAUUGAACUUCUCGUCAUGUCGACACUGGAAAAAAAUACUUUUUUUCAGUGUAAUCGGUAGAUUUCAGCAUCUGUUAAAAGUAGUAAAGUGUUUUAAGACCUUCUGCCGCAGCAUCUUGCUUUGCUUACACCAAAUUUCCAAAACGGAUAGGUCAAAUACAAUCACGAUAAUCGCCAAACGGAUAUUUGCUGAAUGCUGAAGCAAUGGCAAAGUAUGAAACAUUAAACUACUUUUCAGUUGUCGUAUUAAAACAAACAAGUGUGUGUGUCGUUUAAAAAGAUCCUCAAUGUAUCGGUGUGUUAGUGUCGACCAACAACACCAUCUGUUGGUUUAAGGAAGGAUGAAAAAAAACGUGAAUUAAAGGAUGGAACUGCACAAAACAAUACAAUCCAUGUGAUCAAACCGAUUCUUCUCAAUUGAUUUUGCAAUUUUCUGCUCCUUUCUCGUUUUCUUCUUUACACACAAAAAAACAAACAAUAGAGAAAUCAGUAUUUGUUUCAAUCAACGGCUUCUAUCUUUUUUCUCGGAUUCGGAUAAGGAAAUAGAAGCAAACAAAGUUUUAAAUCAUGAAUUAAUUAGACUUAAACUAAGAUAAUGCUAGCGACAAGGAAAGUAUAUAAAAGAUAAUAUAAUAUAUAGAUAUUGUUGUAAUCGUAAUGAAUAUAAAUAUUAGUUAAAAUAUGGAACUUAAAAUUGAACAAAAAAACACUUGAUCAAUAAUACAUCAUUAAAGGACAAAAGAAAAAACGUAGCUUAUCAACAGCUGAAGCUAUUCGAAGUCGUAGUUUGGGAGAUGCUUUCCAACACAGAGUUUACAAACUAUACCCACACACACACACUCAUUCAGACCGGAACAUUUCCUGUAUAGCCGAACGUCGUCGGUCGUUUUAGGUAUUUACACAUUUCUGUCACAGGUAACACAAAUGUCUACAUCUAGCCACCAGUGUAAGCCACCAACGAACGAAUCUGUAGAACCACCCUUCUGGUGAUGAAUUGAAAUUGUUGAUGAAAUCGAACAAAAUUCGAGUUUGACCUUUGAAAACUGACAACUUAGAAGAACCUAUACUUUUCACACCCGCAAAAAAAAAUCAACCACCAUCAGAAAACAAAAUGAACAACAUAUUUAAUCGAGCUAUUGUAUGGAAGAAUGAACCAGCUGUGUAACACUAUGUAACAGGACAAACAUCAAUAAAAAUAAAGAAAAUCAGUGGUAUGGGAUAAAGAACCGA
Messenger RNA from Aedes albopictus (Asian tiger mosquito), 3009 nucleotides. It is a transcript of the gene Vha26, whose product is annotated as V-type proton ATPase subunit E. The transcript has 6 exons. NCBI's taxonomy places the organism in Eukaryota, Metazoa, Arthropoda, Insecta, Diptera, Culicidae. Gene Ontology annotation, cellular component: proton-transporting two-sector ATPase complex, catalytic domain. The record is from RefSeq and is a predicted model, not a curated record. Bases 196 to 876 code for a protein of 226 amino acids. Gene Ontology annotation, biological process: proton transmembrane transport. Gene Ontology annotation, molecular function: proton-transporting ATPase activity, rotational mechanism.